This is a messenger RNA of Rhagoletis pomonella (apple maggot), 2530 nucleotides long. RefSeq names its product augmin complex subunit dgt5 (gene dgt5). NCBI's taxonomy places the organism in Eukaryota, Metazoa, Arthropoda, Insecta, Diptera, Tephritidae. The transcript has 8 exons. The coding region runs from base 339 to 2453 and encodes 704 amino acids. The record is from RefSeq and is a predicted model, not a curated record.
GGUGAAGUUCUACCUUUACAAUCGAAGCACUGAUACAUCUCUGCCAUCUUGGUUAUUGGUUCGCUAUUGUGAACGAUCCAUGUGCCAAAAUUCAAAUAGGAACAACGUAGCGCCAUAUUUCUAAAAACGAAAGACCGAUGAGAACAUCUACCCCAACAAAUAAAGGAAAAACUGUGACUGAAGGAUAAACACCACGUUUUACAAACCUGGCACUUGAGGUUAUACACCUUGCCAUUUAGGGGACCAAUCGAUUAGGUUCCUAUAGCCAAAAAAAAAAAAUAAAAACGAAAGUGCAUAAAUUUGUAAAAAAAUUUAGUAAAUUAUUUAUUUGCUAGGCAAUGCCGUUAGAGAAGGAUAUAGAAAUAUUUCAGGUGUGGGCAGCUAAGUUGGGCUGCCCACCAGAUGCAAUACCUACAGAAGAAGCACUAAAAUCUAUUUAUAAGUCACGCCAGCGUGAUAUGUUUUGCAAUUUAAUAAAACGGGUGCGAUCGCGACAGGAUGUACAGGUGGUGCGCGAGAAUAUAUUAAUCAAGCAACUGGACAAGCUGAAAGAUCAGGUGGUACCGAAUUCCGCUCGAAGCUUUUUACCUAAAGAAAUGCAAACUUUUCUUAAAAUGAAUGAAUUAAUGAAGCAAAAGGAAGACAUAACAAUGCGUUUGGAUGAAUACAGGAAGGAAUACGAGACACUGGCUGUCAAUAUUAAAACAAAAAACAUCCAACACAUUAACCUUCACCAUAAGCAAAAAACUCUGAAGUCACGGGUUAGUUUAUUAGAAUUUAAAUCCCUAGCAUUGGAUAAACAAAUAAAACAGGAAGAAAAAAACAAGGAACGUAUUACAGCCACUAUGCCAGUGCGGUUGACAGCAAAAAACGCAAGUGAAACUAUAGCUUUAGAUGGGGUUAAACAGGCUUUACGGGAUCUGGAUGAUUUUUACACCUUCUAUCUAAAUCAGGCGAGCAGUCCAAAUACCGUUCAGGAGGCAAAGGAUGCUUUAUGGGUUAAAAUGCGAAAAACCUUUUCGAAUAUUCCAAAUUUCAUUUUUUUUAACAUUAUAAUGCGUUUGAAAGAUGAACAGCUGCAAUACUUAAUGUCUUUAAUGAAUAAAUCAAACAAUGAGGAAUCCAUAACUCAUUCCAUAAGUGGAGUAGGCUCAAAAGAGCCUUUAUCAUCAUUCGAAAUUAAACUGAUGCAAACGAAAGCGGAUCUCCUAGGCAUGGUCGUGAAGUUUUUGUCUGCCCGAAAGGAACUUAUCACGCUGGAAGAACGAUUCACCGAUGCUUAUGACCCCUUUGUGGACGAAUUGCAAAAGAAAGUGAAUUUAUUUAAUGCCAAUGCUGAUGAUAAUGUCAACGAAAUCAUAUCUGACUAUUUGGUCCAGUACAAUUUGCGAAAUUUUUCAAAAAGUCAAAAUGAUUUUAUUGCUCAACAAAUUGAACAGUGCAAAGCAGACAUAGAUUAUGGAGCAAAACAAUUAGAGAAUCAUGAGGUCAUUUUGGGAUCCAUAAAACAAGUUUAUAGUGAGAUUAAUACGUCCAUUAAUCAUAUUCAAUAUGAAAUGCAGCUAUUAGGGCAAAUCAAAGAGAAGAUUCUUUAUUCAAAAAAUAUGUUGAAACGUUUAUUGGAUGAUAUGCAAAUAUCCUCUGCCGUCGGUAGCGUUGCUCCCAAUGUCAACAGCGGCAUUAAAGCAAACUUCCUACCUACGAAACUAAAAGCUAACAAUAAUAUGUCCACCAUGGGUGAUAGCUUUGAAAUGGGUGGUGGAGACAUGGUAUUUUGCAGCACGAAGUUGGACUUUGACUCCACCAUUUUGUCACUUAACUCAACCACUUCAAAUAUCACAGGCACAUCAAGACGUAGUGUGGGAAGUGCGGAUAUCACACUUAUGCCUGCGGCUACCAGCAGUAACUACACCGAGGGUCGUUUCAAUUUGCCACCAUACUCCAGCGAGCUUUGUACAUUUGUCGAAAUCCCAUUUGAGAAGUUUAGUUGCGUAACGAAAGAAUGUGCUUACCAUUUGUCACCCAAUCCGUUGAUCGUGGAUUCACGUGAGCUCUCCUCUACAAUCCAAUUGGCGCCAGGCAGUUUGCUGACCGCUUCAGGGGCUUUGCAGGAAGUGCGUAAUCGUAUCAAGUGGGCGGAUUUAAUUGCCCAGCAUUCGCUUGAUUUGAAAUUGGAUUUUGAUUUGAUUAUGGUCGACGCACAAAGCUGUAGACAAAAGAUCAAACAACACCGUGAACAAAUCGAAGAAAUGUUGGAUAAAAUCGAUGUAACCAGCAUAAACACUAAUCGAACUCUACAAAAAUUAUUAAAACUUUACGAUUUUAUACUUUCGAAUCCUUUGCGUCGAUAUAUUCCACCACAACGAAAUUUCAAUAAUCAAUCAUAUGCAGACUACGAAGCCGAAUUUUCUAUGUACUAUCGCAUGGCAACUGUCGGUGCCUCCAUCAAAUGAAGGAGUUUGCUGCAAAAUGUAAUUUGUAUUUUAUUAAAUUAAUGUUCGUGUUUAUGUUUGAAGUAAAUAAAACUGUG